Aphanomyces astaci is the source of this 357-nucleotide messenger RNA. RefSeq lists its product as hypothetical. The transcript has a single exon. The record is from RefSeq and is a predicted model, not a curated record. NCBI's taxonomy places the organism in Eukaryota, Oomycota, Saprolegniomycetes, Saprolegniales, Verrucalvaceae. The coding region runs from base 1 to 357 and encodes 118 amino acids.
AUGACUGGAGUCGAAUUCGCUGGACGUCUCUUGUGCUCCACGACGGACGCCGGCGUUGGCUCCAUGCUGUGGCCUCGAUCGAAAACUUCUUUCUGCUAUUGGAAUGACCAUUCACUACCACGUCGGCGUCCAAGCCACCGGCAUCUGACGUGGGAAAAACCCGCCCGCCAAAGUUCCAACAUGUCGAAGGCAGCCGGUAUUCCUCCGCACGACAUAGCUGCGUAUUGCGGAGAAGCUCACCAGAUUUUCGAACGCGAGCUGUCUUUGGGAAUCGCACUGCCGCCAUACGUGAGAGGAAACGUGAACGUUGUCGCAGUUGAAGACAAGACCACCGUGCGGCCGUGUGUGAACAUGUGA